Messenger RNA from Castor canadensis (American beaver), 4143 nucleotides. The record is from RefSeq and is a predicted model, not a curated record. NCBI's taxonomy places the organism in Eukaryota, Metazoa, Chordata, Mammalia, Rodentia, Castoridae.
CCUGAUGACCACAGCUGCCCAGGCCAUCUCUGGCUUCUUCGUGUGGACAGCCCUGCUCAUCACCUGCCACCAGCCAGGGCUUGGCUGGGCCAAGUGAUGCCAUGAGAGCCAAGAUGAGCCACGUGGGGGUUUCUGGGACUGCGGGUCAGAGCUGCAGUGAUUCUUGGCAGUUGUGUGGACAUUUUACUUUUGCUUUCUCAAAACAUCUAAUUCUCACAUCCUGAGAGGCCACCUGCACGACAUUCCUUCAGCAGAUGGGGAAACUAGGCAAGUAUGUGUGUUGCAUCGACCAUGCAGCCAGGAUGUGCAUCCAUGUCCCCUUAGUGAGGUUUCUGUCUGUGCUUCCCGAUCAGCUAUCAGUGAAAGGACAGGGCAUGGUAGCCUGCAGCCAGAUGGCCUCAAGUAGCCAGUGCUGCUGUGGUGAGACCCCAGAGGCUGGGCUUUUGGGAAGGCCGUGGGGACAGGAGCACAUCUCGUCAAGGACCUCAGGAGCUAGUACAGCUGUGGAUUCCCUGGCCUCUUCCUCACUAAUGCCGUGGUCAUGGGUGUGAUCUCACAGUCUCUUCUACCUGCAAGGCUAGCCUUUGGGCUUCUGCACACACAUCCUACUAGCUUCGUGUGGCUCCUUUGGUUUGCCUCUCAUGAUGGAAGUUUUUAUGAGUCAUAUUUUACAGAGGAGGACUCGGAUGCUCAGAGUGGAUCUUUGCAUCAGGCUAUAGGAGGAGUAAGGGGUGGAGCCAGAUGUCAAGACACAUCUGGUCCCCCUUGCCAGAUGCCUUCUCCUGUGGAGCAGGAGGAGGGCGGCCUUGCACAGGAUGGGAGGAGGGCUGUGGUGAUGGGAGGGUCUCCAGCUGACCCCUCCCUCUGCCCCAGAUCUAUAUGCACCUGCGCUGCUACAGCUGCCCCAACGAGCAGCGCUACAUUGUGCGCAUCCUCUUCAUCGUGCCCAUCUACGCCUUCGACUCCUGGCUCAGCCUGCUCUUCUUCACUAACGACCAGUACUAUGUAUACUUCGGCACAGUCCGCGACUGCUACGAGGCGUUGUGCACACACCACAUACCACUGGGGCUCGUGGAAUGGAAACAAGUUGUGUCCCCCUUGCUUAGAAUUUCUCCUGAGAUCCCAGCAUCAUUGUCUUGGUAUAAAAUUGUGAUCUGUAAUGGACAAACAGCCUUGGUCAUCUAUAAUUUUCUGAGCCUGUGCUAUGAGUACCUCGGGGGAGAGAGCUCCAUCAUGUCAGAGAUCAGAGGGAAGGCCAUCGAGUCCAGCUGUAUGUAUGGCACGUGCUGCCUCUGGGGCAAGACCUACUCCAUUGGAUUCCUUCGCUUCUGCAAACAGGCCACCCUGCAGUUCUGCGUGGUAAAGCCACUCAUGGCCGUUAGCACUGUGGUCCUCCAGGCCUUCGGCAAGUACCGGGAUGGGGACUUCGACGUCACCAGUGGCUACCUGUAUGUGACCAUCGUCUACAACAUCUCUGUCAGCCUGGCCCUUUACGCCCUCUUCCUCUUCCACUUUGCCACACGGGAGCUGCUCAGUCCCUACAGGCCUGUCCUCAAGUUCCUCAUGGUCAAGUCCGUCAUCUUCCUCUCCUUCUGGCAAGGCAUGCUGCUGGCCAUCCUGGAGAAAUGUGGGGCCAUCCCCAAGAUCCACUCGGCCCGCGUGUCUGUGGGCGAGGGCACUGUGGCUGCUGGAUACCAGGACUUCAUCAUCUGUGUGGAGAUGUUCUUUGCAGCCCUGGCCCUGAGGCACGCCUUUACCUACAAGGUCUAUGCUGACAAGAGGCUUGACGCACAAGUGCCAACAUACGGUCCUUACGGCCGCUGCGCCCCCAUGAAGAGCAUCUCCAGCAGCCUCAAAGAGACCAUGAACCCCCAUGACAUCGUUCAGGAUGCCAUCCACAACUUUUCCCCCGCCUACCAGCAGUACACUCAGCAGUCCACACUGGAGCCCGGGCCUACCUGGCGUGGCAGUGCCCACAGCCUGUCUCGCUCCCACAGCCUCGGUGGUGCCCGAGACAACGAGAAAACUCUCCUGCUGAGCUCUGAUGAUGAGUUUUAGGCACAGGCAUAGAUGGGGAAGGAGCUGCACUUUGAGAGGAGCAGGCAGUGUCCUCCUCUGGCCUCACAGCCAGGCCAGGAGGCAGCUGGCACAGCUUUGCCACUGUUUUUUAUUUAUUGGACCAGAAAAAUACCACUUCCAGAGGAACGGGCAGGUGCUGCCUGCCCUUGGCGAUAGCCCAGGCUCACCCAUGGGCCUUCAGGAAUAUGUAUACAGACAGGGCCAACCCUGCACUGCCCAGGCCAGGGGCAGAGGACACUGGUUGCAGCACUCAUGCCCCUGCAGCCUGUCCUAUGCUGGGGUCAUGCUGGGACCAGCCAUACCGAGGCCCAAAUGCCUGUGUGGGUCACCUGCUGCAGCCUUUUAAACCCCCUUCCUACCAGAGCUGAGGCCCUUGGACCCAGCCCACUGCCCACGCCGUGCAGUACCCCAACCUGGGCUCUUCCCUGCCUGCUCCCCCUUCCCGCCUUUGUCCAAUGCUAGAUUUGCCUCACUCCAGGCAAGAGGAAGGAACACAGGCACUCUGUGGGCUUCCCUCCUAACCCAGGCCUGCCUGGCAUGCUGCAUAGAUCAAAGCCAGACACCGGGGUCCCAGCUAGGAAGGGACUCGUGCCUCUGGACCUUUGCCUAGUGAAGCAGGAGGUGCUGUGCUCCUGGGUGCCCUUGCUGUGGCCACUCUGCCCACUUCCAGCCCCUUCCUCCUGGCCUGCUAAGGACAGCCAGCAGCCUGCCCACACUUGUGUCCUGCUCUUGAUAGAGACUGGGGCAAAGCCCUGGCUUCCUGGCUGCUCCAGGGCUCAGGGGACACCUACCCUCCUCCCUACUCAGAGCAGUCAGCAACCUCUGCUGGUCCUGCCUCUCCUGGGGGCUCCUCCCUCCCGUUACAGGGAGAAUGUCUAAGUCUUCAGAUUUCAGACCAGCCCCUAGGGGAGGCCAGGAGGGACGGCCAUGCAGUGGGGGGCCAGAGGUGAGAGGGGUGGUCCCAGACACCUCCCGGGUUCCCUGCCCACAUAGGGCCUGGUGUUCUGCCUUGUCUGGUCCCCUAGCUGAUCUCUUCUGUGCCUUAGUCAUACAUGAAAGCCCCCUCCCUAGCCCCUAGUCUGUCCCAGACACCCUGAGGGUGUCUCGUUAAGUUGCUGGCACUCAGGAUCUUGCAGCACUGGGCCAGGUGCCCUUAUGCCUCAGGAGUGGCUGGGACCACCUGUUCCUUCCUCUUAUUCCCAGAGUCUCCUCCAGGGCUGGAACCCCUAGGCAGGUGGGCUCAUGCCCUAGGAAGAGCCCCCAAGGCAACAAAUGUUCCUAUAGGCAGGGUGUUCUGGCAUGGGGAGCCCAGACAGUACUUAAGUUUGGGCUGUAGUAGCCUGGAGAAGUGGAUAAGGUGGAAGAAGGAUAUGCUCUGCCUGUGACCUUCACUGGAAGCUUUCUUUUGGUUGCUCCUAGAAUGACCAGGCUCUUCCUGGGAUCUCCAAGGAAGGUCCUCAUGGUGCAGUUGCACCCCAGCAACUUUCCCAGCUUCCUGCCUUACAUCCAGGAGGCCUGCACAUGGCAUGUCUCCUUCUGGCCCCAUCUGGGGGGUAGGGCUGGCCAGCUGGUCCCAAGCUACCAGGAGGGCACUGACAGGUUCAGGCUGUUUGGGGAGUAGCCCUGGCUUCCUGCCACAUUUGCGCUCACAAAUCUGUUUCUCUGACUUGUUUUCCUUUCUCCUUCCAGGCCAAAGUGUGUUGCUGAUUCCUGCUUCCCUUGGUCUCCACCUGCCCUGGCGCUUGCCCACUAACAUGGUGGGUAGGGCUGGGGGGAGCUCAGUGGCAGGAACCAGUGGUCCCUGGGGGCAGGGGGGACAGAACCUGUGCCCUCCUGCUCCAUCCCCUCCUCCUUCCUAGGAUGCAUAACCUACCUUCUCUUUCUUUUCCAGAUAGAGUAGCUCUUUGUACAUAAAAAAUACUUGAAAAGUUAAUUGUAUCAUGUAUGAGAAGACGGAGUCCCUAGUUUUAUAUCUUGUCGUAUGACUGCCAUGAGUUCCACCAGAAAGCCGCUCUAUUUUGGUCUCUGUGACAUUUUAAAUGCGUGACAAGUGAGCAAAUAAAG